AAUACAGAACUCCCUGUGUGGAAUUACGAUGGAAGCGCUACGUACCAAACUCAACGAGAAAACUCUUUAUAUCCAGUGGCCAUUUUUAACGACCCGUUCAGGUUGGCACCAACAACUUGUCAUGUGCGAAACGUACAAACCCGAUCACACUCCGACUGGUACAAAUCACCGUAAAGCCGCUUUGGAAGCCAUGACUAAAGCUGCCGACCAAAAACCGUGGUUUGGUAUCGAACAAGAAUACACGUUACUCGACACUGACGGCAAACCGUUCGGAUGGCCAAAGACUGGAUUCCCAGGUCCCCAGGGUCCGUACUAUUGCGGUGUUGGCGCUGAUAAAGUGUACGGACGUGACAUUGUGGAGGCUCAUUAUCGUGCAUGUCUGUAUGCCGGAAUCAACAUAUCUGGAGAGAAUGCCGAAGUUAUGCCAGCUCAGUGGGAAUUCCAAGUUGGACCAUGUGAAGGUAUUAGCAUUGGUGAUCAUUUAUGGAUGGCUCGUUUCUUGCUGCACCGUAUUGCCGAAGAGUUUGGCA
This is a messenger RNA of Acyrthosiphon pisum (pea aphid), 530 nucleotides long. Its product is annotated as glutamine synthetase 2 cytoplasmic. The record is from RefSeq and is a predicted model, not a curated record. Gene Ontology annotation, molecular function: glutamine synthetase activity. Lineage: Eukaryota; Metazoa; Arthropoda; Insecta; Hemiptera; Aphididae. Gene Ontology annotation, cellular component: cytoplasm. The annotation marks the transcript as partial. The transcript is spliced from 4 exons.